This is a messenger RNA of Medioppia subpectinata, 531 nucleotides long. Lineage: Eukaryota; Metazoa; Arthropoda; Arachnida; Sarcoptiformes; Oppiidae. The record is from the annotation of a GenBank genome assembly.
GUCAUCGGGUAUCUCGUGAUCGGACAGCACUUCACGACAGCCCUAACGCUGUGCGCCAUCGGUUCCGUCACCGACCUCUUGGACGGCUAUUACGCCCGUAAAUACAAUUGUGUCACUAAAUUGGGCGCUCUGUUGGAUCCGUUGGCCGACAAACUACUGGUCGCCACUCUGACCAUCACUCUAGCGGUCGUCCAUUUGAUACCCCUUUGGUUGGCGCUACUAAUUCUGACCAGAGAUUCGCUGAUAAUCAGCGGCGCUCUCUAUCUGAUGCACCGGCGACUGAGUCCGCCCAAGACGUGGACCCGUUUCAUACAGAUGUCAACAGAGAUGUCAACGAUUAAGUUCGUGCCGACACUCAUCUCGAAGAUUAACACCGGUUUCCAGUUCUCGUUAGUGGCGGUCACUCUGGCGGCGCCCGUCUUCUCCUAUACAGACCACUGGGCGCUGACAUGCCUUCAGUUGGCCACCGGCGCCACUACUCUCGGCUCUGGCCUUAACUAUCUGAAGCGUUUGCGACCGUCGGCCCAAUGA